AUGGUGAAUUCUCUUUUUUUUGCGGGAAGACUUGUCGGGUUGUGCGCCCUACUCAGACGAAGCAAGGGAGUCGUUGCUGGAAGCCAUGCACCUCACCGCGGCCACCGUACCCUUCAAUCCAGCUCAAACAUUGAGUUUAUCGAAGCCGUCGUAGGCACGGCCUUCACUACUGAAGAGCAGAGCGGACUACAGCUCCAGGGCUUCACCCUGAGCUUCGUUGGGCAACUGGAUGGUGCGGCGUGGACCGUGGAUAUCUUCGACUUCAGCACCGACGUCACCACCUGGGUCAACGCGGGCACCCUCACCGGGAUGACUACUGCUGGGUGGGGGGACGUCGACGUCGACUUCCCCACAACGACACCUGCCGACUUCAUCGCUGAUGAAUCGGUAGUUUUGGUCGGGUACCUCGACUACGCUGCGGUGAACGCCGUCGGAAGCUCGCCAACGCCGACGCCUGCAGCCGCGCCGGUACCUGCCCCCGUCGCCGCUCCUGUCGCCGCACCUGUAGCUGCCCCUGUAGCUGCCCCCGUAGCUGGACCCGUAGCCGCGCCCGUCAGCCCCGCCGAGGGCUCCACCGCCGCAUUCGUGGCGACAGUUUCUGGUGCCGACAUCCUGGACGUUCAGGUCUCGGGCGAACCACUCGGGGUUGCCGACCUGGCCGCCACUACGGACACGGACGCUUCUAUCCAAUUCGCGGCUACGUCCGGCGAGGCUGCGGCGUACGAGGUGUACUUCGUCGCGCCUGCGGCCGUCGCGGGUCCAUUUACAAUCACCAUCACGGCCCAGCUUGGAGCCGGCGCCGUCGCCAGCGACUGGAAGGUCGACAUGUACUCGUUCUUGCCUGACGGCAGCGACGACUAUGAGCUCGUCGGCGAUCUUACCGGUGUGACAUCUGGAUCUUGGUCAACCAUCACACUGACCCUCGAUCCCGACACCCCUGCGAACUUUGUGGAUCCGACCGCCAUCGAGUACCUGGUCCAGCUGAGGACCGAGAAUGCUGGUGCCCAGGCCAUCUACGUUGACCAGAUCGUCGUCUCGGACGGAGUGCAGGGGCCGUCUCCUACCCCGGUGACACCUCAACCGGUAGCUGGGCCGACUGCUCCGCCUGUGACGGCUCCGACCGUGACUGGACCGACCGCACCUCCUACAGUGGCUCCUUCCGUUGCUCCUACCGUCGCUCCCACGGCGGCGGCGACCCCUGGUCCCGUCCAAGUGGACAUGGUGCCCUGCAUCUUAGCCUCCGAGGCCGUGGAAAAAGACGCGGGUCCCGUGGCUUCGGCGUACCUAAUCAACGAGUUCUUCAAGGGCUUUUGGACAGCCACUCAGAACGUCCAAGCGCCCCCUGCUGCCGUGCUGGACCUUGUCGAAGCUUUGGAUGCGGACCACGGCAAGUGCAGCGUCGUCUACGUCGGCAUCGUUCCCUCCGCCGCCCAGAAGCUGCAGCUCCAAGACUACUCUCGCAAGUUCAACGUCCGGAUCGUAUACUUCGACAUCGCCGACACCAUUCUCGACACGGAAGUCCAAGUCAGGCUGGGCAUGCAGUCUAACUUCGACCAGCCUUUCGUGGGGGCGCCGAGGGUUAAGCGGACAGGCGGGUCGACGGACAGCAUCGCCCCCGCGGACAUGCUGACGGAUCCCACUCAAAACAGCCUGUUCAACAGACCGGUCGUUACGACGGUAGAUACUCUCCCGGCCGGCGUCAGCAUCUUGGCACAGUACGCAGACGACAAUGGUGACGCCAUCGGGGGGGUGCUUGCAGGCGUUACCAACCCUCAAAGCGCUGCUAUCGUCGAGUACAUCGGAUCCGACGGUCUGGAGGAGAUGCACGUAUUCAUCAGUCUGGCUUGGUUUGACACAGGAUCUUGGGCGUGGGGACACUUCAUUUCCGAGUGGGGUACCAGGGGCAUUUUCCAGGCAAGAUGCGUCUGGAUUUAUGACCCUCCGUCAUUCUUCGGCCCGGAGGAGAGGCUUUCGGGAGCCGACCUCCAAAAGUUCCAGAACUCGGAAGCGGCAUUCAACGCCGAGUACGGGGCGUCGGUCAAGACAGAGUACGCCUUCAACGGCCUCGGUGUCCUCGACAAGGUGGGAUCAACGCGGAGAAGCUGGGUAGGUGCUGCCGCUGACAUGGGCCUACUCCCCAAGGGUGACCCGCCGAAUCCGAGCACAGGUAUCCCCCAAAUCAGCGAUCCCAACUGGCUGAGCAUCCAGUUCAACCCGGCCGCUGGAGAGCAGGGGAUGCAAGACGACUACGACGCCGGUCUGUUCGCUUCGGACGAUCUGCUGGCCCGCGUUCAAGCCGACCUCGAUGCCUUUUUCUGGCAGAGCCACACCUUGACUCACCUGUCUCGCGACAACCUUGGCAAAAACGACUGCGACAUCGAAGACGGAGGCAACGUACGCCUGGGUGUAAUGUUCGGCAUGUUCGACAACGACAACUACAACUGGCGCAGCAUGACGAGCCCGGGCAUCACGGGGCUGUUCAACCCCAACUGCCUCCAGUCCGGCGAUGAGAACCUCAUGAAGUGCUACCCCGGGGACAACACCUACAGCGGAGCCCCACUAACGGCCGUGUCACUUAUUAACGAGAACAACCAGUUCCACUCCAUCACCACCACGGUCAGCACCAAUGGUUAUGCCGGGAUCCAGAUCGUCCCUCGCUUUGCCACGAACGUGUACUACAACUGCGUCACCGGCCGGUGCCUCAUCGACGAGAACGAGAAGAUUCGUCGCGACGUGUGCGGCUGCGCGGACCUCAACCCAAUUAACCCUCAGGGAACCUGUUCUGCUUGCCCUUCAGGCACGCAGAGCUUCAACGAUGUUGCUUCUUCCGACCCGUCGAUUGGACCGCUCGAGGCUCUGUUCCAGACAGAGGAGCGAACUACCACCCGCUACAUUCUCACCGGACGCAGGGACAAGUACAUGUUCCACCAGGCGAAUGUCAUCAGCACGACUUGGACAACCGACACGUCGGACCCGAUGUACGUCAGCCCCAGGCCCACCAACGACCCUUCGCUGCUCGAGUAUUGGUACAUCCGUGUCCUUGCCGAGAUGUCCAAGUACAUCAACACGGGUUCCUUCCCCAUCCAGACUCUCAAGUUUGACAACCUUUGCCACAACUUCUACCAGCAUGAGGACCUCGACAGCUCGGGUGCUAUUCUGACGGCCACCAAGGAUCCCUCCGGUGCCAUUACCGGCUUCUCCCUUGAGACUUCCUCCGACAACGGCGCCCCCAUUCCGUUGACAGUCCCCACAGCCAGCGCGGCGGAGAUCCUUGCGACGUUGGGCACCCUCUCACCUUCCAAGACCGAAAGAUACGGUGCUGACACCACCUUUUCCUUCGCAGCCGGCACCCUCAACACCGGCACCCUCUCCAAGCCCAACGUCAGCGAGCUCGCCCCCAUCCCUCAGGCAACCCUCACUCCUGCCGAACAGGAAAUCGUUGAGGACGCGGCGGAGGCAAAACUUGAGGCAGAGGUCUCAUCUAUCGUCGAUGUUGCGGAGGACGCCAGGAUGGACAUUGAGGAGGAGGCCGGCAACCAAGGCUUCGUUGUUGAGGACUUGGCUGGUGAAAUCCUCGUUGAUCCCGUGGAAUCGAUGGCCACGACUCCCUAGAAGCUCGUAUCUGUGUGGAAGCAAUGUGUGGUUUGUGCUGUAGUCUAAGGUACGAUUUGUCAAACUGUUGAUGUUGUAUUGUUCUUUCAGCGAAAAUGGAUAUAGAUUCCGCCAUGUACGUGUGUGGUCUACCCGAUGGCAUUUGUGGUUGAAGAAGCGGCUCUGGGCAGUCGGGAAAUGGUAGGGUAUCCCUCGAUGGCGGAGAAGUGCAAGCUGGCCGUAAUCGCCAUUCGAGUGCAAUGGUCGAACGGCCAUGGUUACACCUACAUUGGCCUAGAAAGGGUCAAGCCACUUCUGUUGCAACAUUCUUCAUCCUGAAUUUCAGGGCCACCGUCACGGGGUCUACAUGUCUGCCGCGUGUUCCCGCUUCGACCUCGUUUCGGGGCGAUUGAUCGUGGAACGCUUCUUCACCAAUUUAUGAUCCGUGUAGCAGCGACCCUGGCAGAGUACUAUUAUGUACCAGAUGUUUGUGUGGUGUGUCAUGCUGUUGUCGAGGCAGAUAGGAGUUGGCUGGUCAUAUGGUCGUUGAUUCCGCCGUCAAACCUACUCCCGCAACUCCCUGGAAUCUCUGUGUAGAAGCAGUGCGCCAUGUUCCCUUGGCGUUUCACGAGAAGGGCACGCUCUCUUUCUAAGUAGCUUUCUAUUAACGAGGGCGAAGUGUCUGCCAUGUAAUUUAUUGAUAUUAUUACUCUAGAUCUUUGACGCUGCGUACUCGAUGAAAAGAGCGGCUCUUGUGUUCGGAGUGAAAGGGAGAAGGAGUGUCUCUUUCGCAGGGAAAGUGCCCGCUGGCCACAAUCGUUAGGCGAGCGCAGUGGCCAAACUGAUACUGCUUACUUCCUUGACGAGGAAAGGAUCGGGCCACUUCGUGCUAUCAGUACUCGUCACGCUGCACUGUUAAGGCACCUUUACGGCGUCCAGAUUCCUACCCCUGCAGCACGCUGUAGAUUCCCGAUUUUCUGGGCAUGAUUGAUAACGUAGCGCUUUUGCACGCGUUACUUGGGGCUCCACUUCAAGCAUUGGCCAUCUGCCAUAUUUUUUUUUGUGUUUGGUGUACGAUAUUGAGGGACAAAAAGUGUACCUGAUACGGCCCGUUUUCGACAACAACAGUGUCAUGCCUGUCAUGAUGAAUGUUUGACUUCCGGUCGUAGAUCAAGACCUGGAUGGAGUUGGCUUUGUGCCAAAUCCUGUUGCGGGCGUUCGAAUCGGUGCAGUGUCACUUAGUGGCCAUGAGAUCCAUGGCCUCCAGUUCUGCGUGGGCGGUAAAAAAGAACGGUAAUGCUAUUAUUUCGACGCCGGCGCUGUCAACGUUUUCUUCGACACCGCUCGAAGGCUUCGAAAACCACUUCUUAACUGUGUACUCACGUGUCUCAGCUAUCACGCACGCAAGUCCUCGUUGGCCUCAACUGAAUGGUGGUUGCCGAGAUAUGCCACAAAACGAUGUCAAGGCAACACCUCGGCGGUAGUGUGGUAUAGUCUACGCGCUUAACGACGAAACCGCUCGAAAAUCUUCGCAAACACCUUGUUUGGGUGCGGCAGCUCGUCAGAGGCCGAAAGAGAAAGAAGGUUGACUCAAGACCUUGUUGCUUAGAGAGUAAGAGACAUGCGGUAGGCCACACAAUCGCCAUGCAGCAUGUCCGUCAAUACAUUCCAUCCGCGUACCCCCCGGAGGCCCCGUAGACAGUAUACUCUGCCGAGCACCCCAAACAGCCCCCCUGCUCGGUACGUGAUACUAUCUACGAAAUCCCCGACACGACUAUCAUUGCCAGACAAAACGGCAGACAGAAAAACCAAAACCCCUGUGCUAACAAUAAAUCAUCCACCAUUCCAAUCCAAACGACUCUGCCAAUAGAGCAUGUCCCACGAAAUCGCCGGAUCUUCCAACAGAACACGUCCUGCAAAUGCGAAGCUUUCAAACCUUUUUGAUGUCAAAUUUCUACCCCUAAAAGGUCUGUCAAGAAAAACAAAUCACCCUCUCGAGAAAAGUGCUCUACCCAAUUCUCAAGCAGUCAAAACACGAACAAUCACCCUUGGAAAAAUACCCAG
Messenger RNA from Ectocarpus sp. CCAP 1310/34, 5655 nucleotides. NCBI's taxonomy places the organism in Eukaryota, Phaeophyceae, Ectocarpales, Ectocarpaceae. The record is from the annotation of a GenBank genome assembly.